Messenger RNA from Cercocebus atys (sooty mangabey), 5015 nucleotides. RefSeq names its product CMT1A duplicated region transcript 1 (gene FBXW10B). The transcript is spliced from 13 exons. The record is from RefSeq and is a predicted model, not a curated record. Bases 2578 to 4968 code for a protein of 796 amino acids. NCBI's taxonomy places the organism in Eukaryota, Metazoa, Chordata, Mammalia, Primates, Cercopithecidae. Gene Ontology annotation, molecular function: protein binding.
CUUAGGGUAAUGUGCCCACCUUACAGAUCCAAAGAGUCUGCUUCGGGCGUCCCUUCUCUUUGCCACCCUCCUUUGUCUGGCCUUCCCGAUUAAUUAAAUAUUAAUCUACUCACACCUUUUCUCCAGAUUCCUCUUCAGACAGAAGAGGUUGAGCUGUGAGAACUGAUCUCAUUCUUAACCUGAUUCCUAUUCCCCCCAUUCUGACCCUAGUAUGUGACUACCAUCGCCAACCAAAUCCCAGCGAUGGAUUCCAUUACCUUUCUCUGGUUAUGCCUGGUCUUCCAACAUGGGCAUUAGAAAGGCAAACAAUAUUGCAAACCUUUUGGCUUUAUCUAGGGUAAUAAUGCUUUAGUAACAGUAACAAUAACAACAACAACUGAUCUUGGAUAUUUAAUGCAAUCCUAGAAGGUAGUUAUCAUUUUUAUUACCCGCCUUUAUCUUCUCCAUCCUCAUAACUAUGAUGGAGACACUGAGGCUCAGAGAGGACAGGUUGCUUGCUAAGACCAUAUAGCUCCUAAUUACCAGAGUCAAUGUUUGAACCUAGCCUUGCCUGAAAUAGGAGAAUUAUCUCAGCAUGACUUUGAAACUCUUUCUGUCAGCUGCCCAAUAUGUUUUGCCUGGGCAGUUUGACAAUGGUGAGAUUUCUGGUUAGUAUUCUGAAGCAGUUAAAUAACUUAAAUUUAUAUUAAACAUUUCUGGUUUUACUUUGAUGAUGACUUAAGAAAAUGAAUAUAAACAUAUUUAGUAUCAUUGGGAUAGCCACCUUGUAACUGAACAGAUAUAAACAUAAGAAGUUUGCAUCUUAUUUUAUAUUCAUGAAUAUUCAGAAGCCAUAUAUAACAGUAAUUAAAGCACAAUACCAGUAAUAGUCCACAUAUUACUUAAAUUUGGCUAAUAGUAUUCUUGUUGUCCUAGAAAUGAGAUGACCAGCUCUUUCAGAAUAUACAGCAACUGCCUCCACAUAAAGCAGCACCAGGUUUAGGAGAUUUACGGUAAAGCCAUGUUUCCAAGGAGGUCUGUACAAAAAGCCAGACUUCUACUGGCAGUUUCUGAGAGAGAGACGCUUUCCAUCCAUGGCAGCCAUUUACUUUUGCUCUGGGAGACGUCUGUAAUUGAAAAGGCACAACUGGGGUAUUUAUUCAUUUCUCCUGUUCCUCUAGUGUUCGGUGGUGUUGCUGCUGCAAGUGGGCAGGGCUAAAAUGAGCUGGUUAUCUCAGGAUCAUGGAAAACCUGGAAUCAACGCUCAAGAAUGCCCCCUAUUUUCAUUGUGAGAAGGGAACCGAUUCCAUCCCUCUAUGCCAGAAGUGUGAGACGUGUGUCUUAGCCUGGAAGAUCUUCUCUACCAAAGAGUGGUUCUGCAGGAUCAAUGACAUAUCACAGAGGAGGUUUCUAGUUAGCAUUCUGAAGCAGUUAAAUAGCUUGUAUUUGUUACACUAUUUCCAGAAUAUCCUUCAGACCACACAGGGAAAGGAUUUCAUCUAUAACAGGUCCCGGAUCGACCUCAGCAAGAAAGAGCGGAAAGUUGCGAAGUCCUUCUUGAACCAAAUGUUGGAUAAAACAGUAGAACAGAAGAUGAAGGAGAUCUUGUACUGGUUUGGGAACAGCACCCACUGGACCAAGGCGAAUUAUACUCUCUUACUGCUGCAGAUGUGCAACCCCAAAUUACUGCUCACUGCUGCCGAUGUGAUCAGAGUCCUGUUUCUGAGAGAGCAGAACAAUAUCUCAGGUAAACAAGGCCACAGGCAAAGACCAGAGGGCCCCCAAAAACCGGAAGGCAAGACUUCAGAAAUCUGUAGGGAACUGCAGUUGUAGACAACAUAGGUAGACAGAGAUUGCACAGAAUGCAGCGUAGGUUUUUUUGAACUGACACCUUGUCCUGACACCUGAUCCUGUUUACCAAAGGAGAAAUGACUGAAUGUAACUUCCUUCUUGAAAAUGAUCAAUGCAGGAGGAAGUACACAACUUUUAACUGACAAGCAUUUAUCAUGGAUUUCUGCAUCUCAUAGGCCCAGAAAUGGCUGGCCCCUGCCUCUGACCCCUUAAUGCUGGUGCCAUUCCUGCUUUAGGGAUUGGCCUGGGCUUGAGAGGGUUGUAAAGGGGAAGCUAUUGUUUUGCUUUUCAGCUACGCUGCACAGAAACCAGACCAAGAAGUCAAAACUUACGGCUUUUUUUUUUUUUUUUCAUUCACUCUACCAUGCUCCUUGCUUAUCCAUGAAAUCAAACCUUAAAGUAGAGUUUCUCCAAGGCUGGAGAUAGCUUAAGGGCCAAAUAAGUCUGGGGUGGUAGUUCUCCAGCUGUGGCUUGUAUCAGGAUCUCCAGCAGGACCUGUUAAAACAAGCUCCUCCCCCAGAAGUUUGGACUCAGCAGGUCUGAGGGCUCAAUCAAGACAUCACAGAUGUGUGUUUUUCCCCCGAGAAAGAUGACAGCUCCAAGUCUGUGACCUCACAAGUCUAUUGGACAGCCAAAACUCAGCACACAUCCCUUCCUUUGUCCAAAGCCCCAGAAAAUGAACACUUACUUGGGGCAGCUUCUAACCCUGAGGAACCAUGGAGGAAUUCACUCCAGUGUAUUUCUGAAAUGAAUAGGCUGUUUUCUGAAAAAGGAGGCAUAACCAAGCCAGGGUACGAUCCCUGCAAUCUAUUGGUUGACCUGGAUGACCUCAGAGACCUGUCUUCUGGGUUCAGCAAAUACCGAGACUUCAUCCGUUACCUGCCCAUCCACCUCUCCAAGUACAUUCUAAGAAUGCUGGAUAGACACACCCUGAACAAGUGUGCCUCUGUGAGCCAGCACUGGGCCGCCAUGGCUCAACAGGUCAAGACGGACUUGUCAGCGCACGGCUUCAUUCAGAACCAGAUUGUCUUCAUGCAGGGGUCCUACACAAGAGGAAUUGAUCCUAAUUAUGCCAAUAAGGUUUCUAUCCCAGUUCCUAAAAUGGUAGAUGACGGGAAGCGUAUGCGUGUGAAACAUCCGAAGUGGAAGCUGAGGACGAAGAAUGAGUACAACCUGUGGACUGCAUACCAGAACCAGGAAACGCAGCAGGUCCUAAUGGAGGAGAGAAAUAUUUUCUGUGGAACCUACAAUGUUCGCAUUCUCUCUGACACGUGGGAUCAAAAAAGAGUCAUCCACUAUUCCGGGGGAGAUCUGAUAGCUGUGUCAUCUAAUCGAAAGAUCCAUCUUCUGGACAUCAUACAAGGAAAAGUGAUACCCGUUGAAUUCCGAGGCCAUGCUGGGAGUGUCCGGGCCCUCUUCCUAUGUGAGGAGGAAAAUUUUCUCCUAAGCGGGAGCUAUGACCUAAGUAUCAGAUACUGGGAUCUGAAAAGUGGGGCUUGCACACGAAUCUUCAGUGGUCACCAGGGGACUAUCACUUGCAUAGAUUUGUGUAAGAACAGGCUCGUGUCGGGAGGAAAAGAUUGCCAGGUAAAAGUAUGGGAUGUAGACACAGGGAAGUGCCUGAAGACGUUUAGACACAAAGACCCCAUCUUGGCCACCAGGAUCAAUGAUACCUACAUUGUGAGCAGCUGUGAGCGAGGGGUGGUGAAAGUGUGGCACAUUGUCAUGGCCCAGUUGGUAAAGACUCUCAAUGGCCACGAGGGAGCCGUGAAGUGCCUGUUCUUCGACCAGUGGCAUCUCCUCUCGGGAAGCACUGAUGGCCUGGUCAUGGCCUGGAGCAUGGUGGGGAAGUAUGAGCGCUGCCUGAUGGCCUUCAAGCAUCCCAAGGAGGUGCUCCACGUGUCCCUUCUCUUCCUCCGGGUCAUCAGCGCCUGCGCAGAUGGCAAGAUCAGAAUUUACAAUUUCCUCAACGGGAACUGUAUGAAGGUGAUAAAAGCCAAUGGCAGAGGCGAUCCUGUGCUGUCCUUCUUUAUUCAGGGCAACAGGAUGGUGGUCAACACAGAGAGCAAUGUUCUCGUGUUCCAGUUUGAACACAUAAAGUGGCAGUAUGCCAUGGAAAAAACGAAACAAAAGAAGAAGAAGGAGAAAGAGGAGGAAAAAGAAGAAAACAGCCUCAUGGAAAUUCUCUCUAAGUCUAAUAUGCAGGUUCACAGCCCGAGAGAAUCUGUAUCCAGUAAACAAACUGUGAUCCAAGAGCUUCUACCGAGCAAACCUCCCAAGUCCCGAGUACUCCUGAAGCCGGCCAAGUUCUCUUCAGAAGCAGAUGAUGUGGAGAAAGCACCAAAACAAGGACAAUUGGAAACUCCUGAAAAACUGCUCAAUCACCCAAAGAAAAAGUCUUGGAAAAUUCCUAUGUCACCUGACCAAUUCCUCCUGACUAUCAGCGCCCUGCAGCAAGCCCAUAAUUCCGGGAAAUUCGCCUAUCCCUGUAGGCCCCGAACAGAAAUUAUUGAUGUCUGGGGACCUUCAAUUUCAUACCCAAGGAAGGUCUUGAAUUUCAAAGGAAAAUCCAUCCAACAUGCAGUUGAUCAGUUGAGACUGAGCAAUCCUCCUAUAGAUGUGAAACAAACCAGUAUUCCCCUUGAAAUCCAGAAACUGCAGCCCAACUUGAAGAUCUCUUUGCACAGUCCCAGAGUCCAGUCCACCUUGCCGCAGCCCAUGAUUAUCCGCUCCAGGUUCUCUGGCAGCUUAAAGGGUGGAGACCAAGUGACCAGUUCAAUUGAAAGGGCAGUGUGCAGCCCCCUGACCAGUAUGCAGGUCAUUAAACCAAACCACAUGCUAGCUCCACAAGUGGGCACAGCCACCCUGUCUCUUAACAAAGAACGGCCUCGCAUCUACACAGCCCUGGAUCCCCUUAGAGUGAACACUGAGUUCGUGCUGUUGACCGUGAAGGAGGAGAAAGAGCACCAGGAAGCCAAGAUGAAGGAAUAUCAGGCCAGGGAGUCCACUGGAGUGGUUGAUCCAGGAAAAGCCAGCAAAGCUGCAUGGAUCAGGAAAAUCAAAGGCCUGCCUAUUGAUAAUUUCAUGAAGCAAGGGAAAACAGCGGCCCCUGAACUUGGACAAAAUGUAUUUAUCUGAACCAGCCUUGGGAAAUUACAAUGUUUUACAAUAAACAGCCAAGUGGA